CACAGUGUCCAGAGCCAAUAGCUGCCAGUGCACACUGUCCAGAAAGACCCUGACCCAGUCAUUGGCUGUAGCGGCUGCUGGCCUGGGGUGGCACUGUGGUGUCAAGGUUCUGGGACCAGCCCCCAGCUCUUGAGGCAUUUCAUCUAGUCAGCAGCACUGAAUUGAGCUUGGAUCAGGCCUGGCAGCUGUUAGUCCUGACUGAAGGUUGUGUUUCCGAGGCACCCAAGAGAGCAGGAGCUGCACGGUCCUCUUCUUCCCGACUUCCUGCGAUGGCAUACCUCAGAAUGUGUCCUUCCCGGAGGAGAAUUCUGGCCAUCUUCUUCUUGCCACUUGUCUUCUCAGGUCUUGGUCCUCACUCUGAAUUCAGAGAUGACAUGUUUAAAGUGUUUCCUGCCAGGUUUAGGUGGUCUCGUGUGACCCCUUCCAAGCUGAAGAACAGAUCUGUAGGACUUAGCACUGAAAAGAAUGCUCAGGGCCAAGUGUACUUCACCCUGGAAGGUCACAAGUUCAUGAUCAUUGGAGGCUCCAUCCACUAUUUCCGAGUGCCCAGGGAGUAUUGGAAGGACCGCUUGCUGAAGCUUCAGGCCUGUGGUUUCAACACUGUCAGCACCUACAUCCCUUGGAACCUCCAUGAGCAAGAGAAGGGGAAAUUUGAAUUCUCUGAGAUCCUGGACCUGGAGGCCUAUGUUUCGCUGGCCGCAUCUAUAGGGCUGUGGGUGAUUCUGCGACCAGGGCCAUACAUCUGUGCUGAGGUUGACCUAGGUGGGUUACCCAGCUGGCUUCUGCGCUACCCCAAGCCACAACUGAGAACAACCCACCUGAACUUUGUUGAGGCUGUUGAUGAGUACUUUGAUCAUCUGAUUCCCAGGAUACUUCCUCUGCAGUACCACCAUGGUGGCCCUGUUAUUGCUGUCCAAGUAGAAAAUGAAUAUGGGUCGUUUAGUAAAGAUGGGAGCUACAUGGAAUACAUUAAGAAGGCUCUGCUGAAGAGAGGGAUUGUAGAGUUCCUCUUGACCUCAGAUAAUGACAGUGGGAUCGAGACCGGCUCUGUCGAAGGAGCAUUGGCUACUCUCAACAUGCCAGCCUUUGAGAAGGAUUCUUUUCUUAAGCUUCAACAAAUGCAGAAUGAUAAACCCAUCAUGGUUAUGGAAUACUGGACUGGCUGGUAUGACACGUGGGGGCAAAGACACAAUGUUAAAAGUGCAACUGAAAUCCAACUUACUGUGUCUAGAUUUCUCCGAUCUGGAAUCUCCUUCAAUAUGUAUAUGUUCCAUGGUGGAACCAACUUUGGUUUUAUAAAUGGAGCCCAGAGUAUCCACCAGCACCGAAGUGUUGUGACUAGCUAUGACUAUGAUGCCGUGCUGACCGAGGCUGGAGAUUACACAGAAAAGUAUUUCAAGCUGCGGAAACUUUUUGCUUCUGCUUCAGCAGGUUCCCUGCCUCGGUUGCCUCCUCGUACUCCCAAGACUGUAUACCCAACUGUGGGUCUAUCAUUCUUCUUGCCGUUAUUUGAAAUCCUACCGUACUUAAAUAAGCCUGUCAUGUUAUACACUCCGGUUACCAUGGAGAAUCUUCCAAUAAACAACGGCAGUGGUCAGCCCUUUGGACUGGUCCUCUAUGAGACUUCCAUCUGCUCUGGCGGCCAGCUCUAUGCUCACGUCCGCGAUUCAGCACAGGUGUUCUUGAAUGACACAAGGAUAGGAGAUCUGGAUGAGGAUACCUUUGACCUGACUAUUCCUCAAAUUCAGGAUUGUCAGCUUCUGAGGAUCCUGGUUGAGAACCAAGGCCGGGUUCAUUAUUCAUGGAAUAUUCAAUAUGAAUGGAAAGGAUUAGAUGCUGAUGUUAGCAUCAAUGACACUUUGCUGACAAAUUUCACCAUCUAUUCUCUGGACUUGAAGAUGAGUUUCUUCAAGAGGCUCCUCUCUGCCACCUGGAGGCUUGCUCCAGAAAAUUACCUAGGUCCUGCCUUCUAUAGGGGGACCUUGAAGGCUGGCUCUUCCCCCAAGGAUACCUUCUUGGACCUCUCAAACUGGCAUUAUGGGUUCGUGUUCAUCAAUGGACGCAAUCUUGGAAGAUAUCAGGACAUUGGGCCUCAGAGAACUCUGUACCUUCCUGGCCCCUGGCUUCGGCCGAAAGACAAUGAGAUCAUCAUGUUUGAGAUGAUAGAGAAGGGUUUUUACAUCCGAACUACAAACAAACCCCAGCUGCAAGGCUAGGACAACACAAGUCUUGGAUUGUUGGAACCAUCCCAGAAUGUCUCCUCAGGAUUUUGAUCACUGCUAAGAAUAUCAAACAUGGAGUUGCGUACAGAAAAAUACAACACUAACCUUAAUACCCAGAGAAAUUAUUACUUAUCUUACACUAUCCAUUUA
Molecule: messenger RNA, 2372 nt
Organism: Chionomys nivalis (European snow vole)
Lineage: Eukaryota; Metazoa; Chordata; Mammalia; Rodentia; Cricetidae
Product: beta-galactosidase-1-like protein 3
Exons: 20
Coding region: 270-2216 (648 amino acids)
Biological process (GO): carbohydrate metabolic process
Cellular component (GO): vacuole
Molecular function (GO): beta-galactosidase activity
Source: RefSeq, a predicted model, not a curated record